Messenger RNA from Anolis carolinensis (green anole), 2213 nucleotides. RefSeq names its product putative inactive cytochrome P450 2G1. The transcript is spliced from 2 exons. Gene Ontology annotation, molecular function: oxidoreductase activity, acting on paired donors, with incorporation or reduction of molecular oxygen, reduced flavin or flavoprotein as one donor, and incorporation of one atom of oxygen; iron ion binding; arachidonate epoxygenase activity. Gene Ontology annotation, cellular component: intracellular membrane-bounded organelle; cytoplasm. The record is from RefSeq and is a predicted model, not a curated record. Lineage: Eukaryota; Metazoa; Chordata; Lepidosauria; Squamata; Anolidae. Gene Ontology annotation, biological process: epoxygenase P450 pathway; xenobiotic metabolic process. Bases 1302 to 1622 code for a protein of 106 amino acids.
AUUUAUGUUAUGAUUGAGCCUCAUGGCUCUGUUAUUGACAGACGUGGGCGUAAGACUCCUCGAGAGUCAGAUACUCUCGAGGAGCGAGAAAGAAAAAGACUGUGAGACAUUUUUGCAGCACCAUCUGACGAAGAGUCUUUUGAGGGGUUUACGGAGAGAAUGGAGGAGGGGCUGGUUAGCUCGGAGGAGGAUGAGAUGGAUUGGACUCGGGUAAGGGAGCAAUUGGGUGCCACUGGCCAUGAUGGGAUAGAAGAUGAAUGGGGACCUUCAGGAUUAGACCCAGGGCUUAGCUGGAGGGAUGGGACGGGAUCCACAGCUGGAGAUGCUGUGGGGCGUAGUCAGAGGUGUUCCAGCUCUGAUGAGGAAAGUGAUGAGGAAACGCCCGGGUUAAGGAGGACAGCUGACAGUGAUGAAGAUUUGUAACUGGCAUAAAAUGGGGCUUGGGAGCAAUUGCAAAUUGCGUUGGGCAAGGUAAUCUGGACAAACGCUUGGGAUCUGUGUGGGACGCUUUCCUGAAGACUGGUGUGUUUUCCUGUGCUGAUACGUAAGUUGUUUUGGAAUUCAGGGUCAGACGGCGGGAGGAAUUGUGUGGGCAUUUGUUUGUGCAAACCUGUGCUUACUCUUAUUAGCUUGACCUUCCGUCGUCUUCUUGACGGACGCCAUCUCCUGCUUUGAAAACUCGGACUGAACUGACCACGGCUUGUCUUCCCCCUUCUUGGACUUGGAAACUACAAACGUCUGCUUCUGGCUUUGAUCUACGGAAAGGAACUGGGUCUACUCUACUGCUACAAUCCUUGGCUGAUCUGUUCGUGUUGGAAAUCCUGUCUGUGUGUGUGUGGGAGCGACGCAAGUUACUCUAAGCACAGUGUUGGCAGCAGAGAGGAAUCUGCUGCCAAUUAGUUGCAUUCUUUUGUAUCUUUUGUUCCUCGGCUUUUGUUUUGUUUAUCCCCAGGCUGAAGCAAGCAGUUUGUUUUUACCCGGAUUAAACUCCGGUUUAAUCCAGUUUAUCUUUUGAACGUUUUUCCUUGUUCCUUUUUUGCUCCUAAAGGCUAAAACUGCCUGGCCCUUGUAUUUUACGGGCAUUUUUGAGUUCUGUAAUCCAAUAAACUCUGUUAUCUUGAACCUUGUGGCGUUCUGUCCUUGACAAUUUAAGUGCAGAGCCAAGCUCAGGUAAACCCAACUGUCCCACCAUCUUUACAUAGAACAUUGAAAUGGAGCUCAUGGACCAGGAGUGGAUAGAAGAAUGCUAUGCAAGUUGCAUUUUGCAAUUCUGAACUCAUCACUCUUCUCCUUCCCAGGGGAUGACAGUCUACCCAAUACUCAGCACUGUCUUGCAUGACCCCACAAUGUUUAAAAGCCCCAAUGUUUUCAACCCAGAAAACUUCUUGGAUGAGAAUGGACGCUUCAAGAAGAAUGAUGCCUUUGUGCCUUUCUCCUCAGGGAAACGGAACUGCUUGGGCGAAUCCUUGGCCCGCAUGGAGCUUUUCCUCUUCUUCACCACCAUCCUGCAGAGUUUCCAACUGAAGUCCCUUGUGCCUCCUGAAGAUAUUGACCUCACUCCUCAGAAAAGCGGUUUUACCAACAUCCCGCCCUUUUGCCAUCUCUCCGUCAUCCCACGCUGACCCCAAGGUCCCUUUCUCCCUCAGAAGCUGCAUUGACAGACACCACAAGAAGAAUCAUAGAAUCGUAGAGUUGGAAGAGACCUCAUGGGCCAUCCAGUCCAACCCACUGCAAGAAGCAGGAAAAAGUAGAAAGAAGGGGAUUUUCUCUGUUUCCUGGCUCUCAUAAAAAGGACUGAUUUUUUUUUUAAAGAUAUAUGGCUUCUGAAUUUCACCCCCUUGUUAGGACUUGUUGUCUUGAGGCAUUCCCAGUGCGGUAACAAGGAUGCUUUUGACCCAUUCUAGCACUUGAAUCCCACCCAAGGGAGAAAGGUAAAGGUCAAGGUUUCCCCUGACGUUAAGUCCAGUCGUGUCCUACUCUGGGAGUUGGUGCUCAUCUCCAUUUCUAAGCCGAAGAGCCGGCGUUGUCCGUAGACACCUCCAAGGUGGCCAGCUUGACUGCAUGAUAGAAAUAAUCAAACGGUUAUGCACUCAUAACUGUUCUCACAAAUUCCAAAUUAGAUAAUUUCAAGGCAACUUCAAUACUUUAUAAGCAAUGGAUAUAGAGACAUAAUUAAAAUUUAAGAGGCAUCACCUUCUUCUGAUUCUUCAGGA